CAGUACGUUAUUACAUUUCGUCGUACAAGGUUGUGUUUAAAAAAAUGUUGUCCACUGUGAACGCAUGUGAAAUGUUAUCUUACAUCCGUUUAAUAUCAAUAUAGACUUUGAAACACAAUAUGUAUGUUUAUAAAUGUAACAUUUAAAAUUAUUUGAGUUUUCAAUAUGGAUGUAACAAUUGUUUUGUUGACAUUAGUUAGUUUUGUAACGUGUAAAGAUUGCUACUGGAAUGCACGGUGUCCGUAUCAAUUGUUUUCUUCUAAAACGCCUUAUGAAAGUGUUAGAGGUGACUUGAGAGAUGAAAACAUGCCGAAUUGCCAACCUAUUAGUCUGUGGUCACUCCACCGGCACGGCAACCGAAACCCAAACACACAAGUGACGGAGGAAAUUAAUGAACUGCAAAAGAAAAUUAUUUCUGAAAUAUCGUUGGCAUAUGAAAACAACAGGACUCAACUCACGAACUGUUUUCAGGAUAUAGAAGACCUGCUACACUGGUCAUGGAAUACAACCUUGGAGACGUCACCAAGCUACCUCACGGGUAUCGGUUAUGAAGAGAUUUUUGAUAUUGGGAAACGGGUGAGGCAGAAGUUCGAAACUCUCCUAUCGGGCACUUCGGACAAGUUCUAUUUUAGACCCACAAAUGAGCAGAGAACAAUUACAAGUGCAAUAGCCUUUGUCCAUGGCUUGACAUAUGGAACUAAAGCUAACCUGACUGGCAGUAUUGAUGGGGCUUCGGAAGAGGAUAAUGUUAUACGUCCGUAUGAGAGCUGUGCAAAGUACCAAGAAGAUGUGAAGAAAGGCCAGACGCUGGUUGAUCAACUCGCCCUUUAUGAUUCCAGUCCAGAAGUUUUGGCGGUUAGAGACCGAGUUCAGAGACACUUGGGCAUUCAUUAUCAAGUGACGGUUGCAGAUACGUACAAUUUGUACGAACUAUGUCGAUUCCACCGCUCUUGGUCUCCUAAGCUUCGAUCUCCUUGGUGCUCGUUCUUUAGUAAUGAAGAUCUAGAAGUGAUGGAGUACAGGGAUGACGUGCGGCAUUACUACAGGAAUGGACAUGGGUCGGAGAUAAACGUCAACUUGGGUGCUGCUCCCUUGAAGGAUUUAUAUGAAAACUUUGAAAACGCAACUUUGAAUCGAGGCAAAAAUAUUGUAUCUUAUUUCACACAUGACACCAUGUUUGAAAUGGUGAUUAGUGCUCUCGGAUUAUAUAAAGACACGGAACCGCUUCAAGGAGCUUCAAGAAAUGCAAAUAGGUUGUGGAGGACAAGUGAAAUCGCCGCAUUUUCCACAAACUUAAUAGCUGUUUUAUUCAAGUGCCAGGAACAAGGGGAUGAGAUAUACCGUGUCCAAUUCCUUUUAAAUGAAAAGCUUACUACCCUUUGUCCUGAAGCAGGUUGUACUUGGAAACAAUUCGUUGACAAGUUCCAGAUCUUCAAAAAUACUAAUUUUGAAUUCUGUUUGAAUAAAAAAUACUUAUUCAAACCAAACACAAAUCGUGGAGUUAAUAUUUCCAUCAUGAGCUUCUUAAUGUUAUUACCGAUUUUAAUUAUAGUAUAAAUUAUUGUUAUUAUCGUUAUAAUAGGUAUUUAUAGUCAUUUUAUAUUUUUUACAAGGAACUGAACAAGCUCCUCUUUAUGACAUGCAUACAAUUCAACUUUGUACGACGUAAUUCCAAAAUGUCUCCUUUGUAGUAAUCUCCGAGACAUACGUUAAGUCUUAGUCAAAUUAAGUAUAUAUUAAGCUAUGUAUAACAAAGUUAUAUC
Vanessa tameamea is the source of this 1763-nucleotide messenger RNA. Its product is annotated as multiple inositol polyphosphate phosphatase 1-like. Lineage: Eukaryota; Metazoa; Arthropoda; Insecta; Lepidoptera; Nymphalidae. Gene Ontology annotation, molecular function: acid phosphatase activity; inositol phosphate phosphatase activity. The transcript has 7 exons. Bases 166 to 1557 code for a protein of 463 amino acids. The record is from RefSeq and is a predicted model, not a curated record.